Oncorhynchus nerka (sockeye salmon) is the source of this 2414-nucleotide messenger RNA. RefSeq lists its product as uncharacterized. The coding region runs from base 519 to 1475 and encodes 318 amino acids. Lineage: Eukaryota; Metazoa; Chordata; Actinopteri; Salmoniformes; Salmonidae. The transcript is spliced from 5 exons. The record is from RefSeq and is a predicted model, not a curated record. Gene Ontology annotation, cellular component: plasma membrane.
ACUGUAUUGUGAACUGAAAGAAGGAACUCGCUGCCAACCAUAGCGAUCAUAUUACAUUACUUAAUGUAGGCCUAUUUUAAUUCCUAAUUCUAUUCUGCCAGCCUUCGGAGCGCCCUGACAACACGCCUAUUACCGUGACAUCAAGUGAACCAAGUGAUAUUCUGACAGUCUACACACCGAUUAGUUUAGCAGAAUCUCGCAGACAAAGAAGGACGGAUUUUGCUCGGGACAGUCAGUGCGUUCCAAGAGCGCAGCGCGACAUGCCGAGCCGAUACACCAACACACCUACACACACACUGAUGGUUUGCUGUUGGGUCCGUGUGCUCGGGAGUAAGAGACAGAAAAAAAGCAAACGCGUGAGCACGCACAGCCACUGAGACAGCUGCGAACACAAUCCAGCACAGUGACCGUAAUUAUCCAGCUGUAGGCUACCGUAGCAUACUCUUGUGGGUCUCCUUGUCGUUUUGUUUACGCGCGUCCUGGAGGGGUUCUCGACCGUUGGGUAGAUUACGUCCGACAUGUCAACGGUUACAGCUUCGGUCGUUGAUGUUUCCAGAACUAUUUAUUCAACCAAAAACGGCAACCGUGGCCGUAAUUAUACCGGCCAGUGCACGCCCAUGCCCCAGCCCGCCCUGGGCACCCAGAAGAUCAUUCAGGGGAAUGGCACCAAUGUGGGCACGGUGAUCACCCUGCAGUGCCCAUCCAGACACCAUCUGGUGGGGGGCAAUGAGGUAUCCUGUGUUUGGGGCAGCAACAGUACCCAGUGGUCAGGAGGCUCUCCAUGGUGUAAACCGGUGUCCCCGUCGGAAGACUUUGGGUUCCGUGUGGCAGUGGUGGCAUCCAUCAUCAGCUGUGCCAUCAUCCUCCUCAUGUCCAUUGCCUUCAUCACCUGCUGUCUGCUCGACUGUGUCACGGAGGAGGAGAAGAAGAAGGAGGAGAGGGAGACGCGUCUGUGGCACCAGCUAGAGCAAGUGGAACUGGAAGAGAACAGGGCCUCUCGCUAUGGCCACAAUGGCAGGAACAACAAUAACAACACCCAGGAGAAGGCACUUCCACCAUGGGUCAACCAUGACCCUUCAAUGUGUGACAAUAAGAGACCCAGCUGGUAUCAUCAGUACCCCUAUGCUCUGACUGGUCCAGUCCAGGCCUCCCCCACUGGCCCAGCCCUCAACUCAGCUCCUCUUCCCUGCAGAGGCUACAACCAGCCCAUCCUCCCACACAUCUCAGGCCUCUACCACAACCCAGGUCUGCCACACAAUCCAGGCCUACUUCAAAACCCUAUCCCAACCCAGUAUCCAGGUCCACCUCGGACCACGGGCCAGGUUCAGAACCAAGUGGUACCCCCAGGCUCAGGCCUGGUCAGGCAGUAUGGAGAACAGGAGGGCAGUGUAUCUCCACUUCUGGGGAAGCCCUACAGGAUGUGUCGACACCCCCUCUAUGUCAAGGAGCGCCCCGUACGGGUCAUAUCCGUGUGAGGUCACAACCAGGAAGUGACUGAACAUAGACCUCAGGGUCAUGGAUAAACUGAACAUCAACCAGCUGGAAACUAUAUCCAAAAGGAAAGAGAACCACCUGAAUUGUUACCAAGCCUAUUAAGCAGGCACCAAUGAAUAUCGCCAGACUCAAUGACCACAUGGCCAUUUAUUAGUCAUUUGACAUUGACCUGCAGUAGACCAUUCAGUGACAAGGCAGCAUUUCUAGGGUGCAUCAGACAUGUGCCUUAAACGCAGACCCUAUCCCUCUGGACACUGCCCUAAGCGUAAAGUUGCGCUUACAGGGGAGAACUGUCUUUCUUCCAUAGGAAUCACUUAUUAUGUUGCUGCCUGAUUUCACAGUGUUCCUCCUGGAAAUGUACAAUAGUAAUAAACAUGUGCACAGUAAAUAUUUCAGUUCUGAAAUGGAAUGUCCUGUAUCUCUGAGCCAUGAACUCUAGUAAUUAUGAUUCUGGAAAGAAUCAUGUUGUACAGUAUUCAGCAUUUUUUAAAUGUUUGAUGCUUCUGCUUUGAUGGAUCAAGGGUUAGCAUGUGUAGGCCUACAUUUCCCAAUCCUGUUGUGUACAAUAUGGGAUGGUACUUCAUGGUAUAAAUAACUCUAACAUGUUAUUCUGUACUAUUGGAAUGUGAAGGGAAUUUUAUGAUACUUUUUUAAUUUUCCUAUAGCCUACUGACAAUGAUGGUACGUUGUGCAAGUUGAUUAGUCCCACUGCAGAUGGAUUGACAAUUAAUCAUGUAAUAAAUGAUAUGUCCUUAAACUUUUCCAAUCAAUGAACAAAGAUGUGGCAGAACCUUGCAUGAUCAUCAGUUAGGAAUACGAUUGUAAAGGAGUUUUUACCAAAAUAAUCGAAUCGAACCAAAAUAGUCAGUCACCAAGUUAGGAUGAGAGGUUUGCCGUCAAUAAAACAACCAAUCAAUGAA